AGAAUGGCGUAUGAUGAUAUGCAAUUCAGAAACAACAAACGCUGGGCAAUUAGUGAUAAUGGUUAACAAGAAGCGCUUUAAAGUGCACCUUAAUGCGAUAUGAGCCAAACAACCUGGCUCAUAACAUUUAAAUAACCUUUUAAAUGUGAUGACUUCAAAACUGGACUGAAAUGAAGCCUGAAAUACGCGAUUGUAAUGACUGUAGUCCUGUGAGCGGUCGUCAGGGAAAACGUCACCUGGCAACAUCACAAACGCCGCUCUGAGUCACUGAGAAGUGAAUGAACCACGCCGAAGAAUGGAUUUGCGUGGACUUUCCACCAAAGCCAGACUCUUCUUUUAAUGCACGGGAGGACCUGAAACGGCAUGGAGCCAGGCUGUGCCCCCGGACCUCUUGCAGAAGGCAGAGCAAAGCAACUCCUCCAGGCGCUGAGAGGCUUGUACAGCGAAGGGCUGGGAGAUGUCGUGUCGGCCAAAGAGCCAGGGGGCUGGGCCCGUGUGGCGGGGGGGGCCGAGAAGCUGCUGACGAGGCAGGCCGAGGCCGGGGACGAGCAGGCCCUCUUCCUGCUGGGGCAGCUGUACUUCGAGGAGGGGUUGUAUGCAGAAGCUCGAGAUGCGUUUGAAACACUGAAGGACACGGACUUGAGGGCUCUUUACCAGCUGGCCGUGAUGCAUUAUGAUGGACUGGGAAUGGAAGCCGACCCAGAGAGAGCUGUGGAGUACAUGCUCCGAGUGGCCUCCUCUGACCUGCCCGAAGCUCGGCCCUUGAAAUACGCCGCGCUGUACAACGUGGGCAGGGCGUACCUGGAAGGAUGCGGUGUCCAGCCCUGCGACGCUGAAGCAGAGAGACUUUGGCUUCUCGCCGCAGACGACGGAAACCCAAAAGCCAGCGUCCAAGCGCAGACUGCCCUCGGCAUGUUUUACAGCCGGCCCGACUCCUUAGAUCUGGAAAAGGCCUUCUUCUGGCACUCCGAAGCCUGCGGAAACGGCAGUCUGGAGUCCCAGGGGGCGCUGGGGGUCAUGUACCUGUACGGACAGGGAAUCCGCUCGGACCCCGAGUCGGCCUUCGAGUGCCUGAAGGAAGCGGCCGAGCGAGGGAACGUCUACGCGCAGGGACACCUGGUGGCCUGCUACUACAGGAAGAAGCUCUUCUCCCGGGCCGCCGAGCUCGCCAAGAGGAUAGCGGAGUACGACGACAUCCCGGCGAUGUCGCGGCUCACCGACUGCCUGCCGGAGUUCAUCGCCAAGGGCAUGGCCGUGGCGCUCUUCUGCUACGCCAGGUGCUUGCAGCAGGGCCGGGGGGUGCAGCAGGACGAGGCGCAGGCGGAGCUCUACUUCUCCAAGGCUGCUGUGCUGGACUUUGACAUUGCUGCCGAUUUACAGCUGGAUGUCGCCUACGGGAGAAUUUAGCCGAAGAAUAACUCCUCUGCGGCUGGUUCUGGCGCCUAGUGGUGCUUAAUCAAUGUAGUACUUGACACUCUUAUCACCAGGAAACAACAUUAAAAACUGGACAAUUUAGUAGAUUUCGUUUCAUGUCUAACUACUGUAUGACUUUAGAUGUCUGUUUGACAUACAGUAAGAACAUAAGUAAGGUUACAAACGAGAGAAGGCUGUGCAGUACUCAACUGUCAGUUGAUCCCAGGAUGUCCAGACAUUUCUGGACAGAAACCAGGGUAAGGGCUAGACCAGUAUGGCUCUGUAGCUUGUUUCAGACCCCCACAACCCUCUGGGUCAUCAUGUUUGAGCAUUACUCAACCCAGGAACUGCUGGGCUGUGGCCCGGAGUAGAAAAAUACAGUAGUCCACAAUCCUCACAGAAGUCAAAUCUAGCUCGCUGAAAAUACCUGUACCUAUGAGUGUUUUUUUUUUGGUCUGACAAAUAUUUCGUGUACUGUUAUUAGAUGAAUAGCCAUGAUUGAAUAUCUAAAACUAAUUGAUAUGCUUAAUAUGCAUCUAUAUAAAAAAGUGAAUAAAGGUUUUGUAACCAA
Lepisosteus oculatus (spotted gar) is the source of this 1984-nucleotide messenger RNA. It is a transcript of the gene lrp2bp, whose product is annotated as LRP2 binding protein. The record is from RefSeq and is a predicted model, not a curated record. Lineage: Eukaryota; Metazoa; Chordata; Actinopteri; Semionotiformes; Lepisosteidae. Gene Ontology annotation, molecular function: protein binding.